AGAAGUGGUGUCGUAAUUCGUCACGUGACCGCGUGUCCCCGCCCCCUCCCCCAGCUGCCUCUAGGCUCUGAGAAGAUGGCGAAGGUGUCAGAGCUUUACGAUGUCACUUGGGAAGAAAUGCGAGAUAAAAUGAGAAAAUGGAGAGAUGAAAACUCAAGAAAUAGUGAGCAAAUUGUGGAAGUUGGAGAGGAAUUAAUUAAUGAAUAUGCUUCUAAGCUUGGAGAUGAUAUUUGGAUCAUAUAUGAACAGGUGAUGAUUGCAGCUCUAGACUAUGGUCGAGAUGACUUGGCAUUGUUUUGUCUUCAGGAGUUGAGAAGACAGUUCCCUGGCAGUCACAGAGUCAAGCGACUAACUGGCAUGAGAUUUGAAGCCAUGGAAAGAUAUGAUGAUGCAAUACAGCUAUAUGAUCGAAUUCUACAUGAAGAUCCAACUAACACUGCUGCAAGAAAGCGUAAGAUUGCCAUUCGAAAAGCCCAGGGAAAAAAUGUGGAGGCCAUUCGGGAACUGAAUGAAUAUCUGGAACAAUUUGUUGGAGACCAAGAAGCCUGGCAUGAACUUGCAGAACUUUAUAUCAAUGAACAUGACUAUGCUAAAGCAGCCUUUUGUUUAGAGGAGCUUAUGAUGACUAAUCCACACAACCACUUAUACUGCCAGCAAUAUGCUGAAGUUAAAUAUACCCAAGGUGGACUUGAAAACCUUGAACUUUCAAGAAAGUAUUUUGCACAGGCAUUGAAACUGAACAACAGAAAUAUGAGAGCUUUGUUUGGACUUUACAUGUCGGCAAGUCAUAUUGCUUCUAAUCCAAAAGCAAGUGCAAAAACAAAAAAGGACAACAUGAAAUAUGCUAGUUGGGCAGCUAGUCAAAUAAACAGAGCUUAUCAGUUUGCAGGUCGAAGUAAGAAGGAAACCAAAUACUCUCUUAAGGCAGUCGAAGACAUGUUGGAAACACUGCAGAUUACCCAGUCUUAAUGUUUCAAAAAUUCUUUCACAUUACAUUUUACAAUUGCACGAUUGAACCUAUUGGCUUGACUUAUUUACUAAAUGCCCAGUGCUAUUUAUAUGCUAAUUUCCUGUUAAGGCAGUUGUAAAGAAUAUGUUUAUAUAAACCUAAAAAUUCCUUUCAUUGCUAAGCAGAAAGAUCAGGAAGGUCCAUAGAAGAAGGAUUUUAGAGUCUUAUUGAUUGUACAGCAUUCUCUUAAUAUCACACUGCUUUUAAACCAUAAUCUGCUGUAGAAAUAACCUAAUUAAAUAAACCAUGAUGAUUUAUUAAACUUGCA
Messenger RNA from Myotis daubentonii (Daubenton's bat), 1277 nucleotides. It is a transcript of the gene EMC2, whose product is annotated as ER membrane protein complex subunit 2. NCBI's taxonomy places the organism in Eukaryota, Metazoa, Chordata, Mammalia, Chiroptera, Vespertilionidae. Gene Ontology annotation, molecular function: protein binding. The record is from RefSeq and is a predicted model, not a curated record.